AUGCAGUUCACCAAGUCUCUUUUGCUGCUGGCAGCCCUCACCUCCAGCGCCCUGGCCCGUCCCCAGGGCCACGAGCGGCGCCAGACCACCGCUACUGCCACCUCCAGCGGCUCCAGUGGCUCCGGUUGGACCGCGACUCCCGCCAGCGGAGCCGAGACGACCGCCGGCUUCGGGGGCCGCACCGCCCCCAGCGGCGCAGACAUCACCUACGCCGGCAACGUCGGUAGCCCCUGGGGCAGCAACAUCAUUGAGAUCUCCGAGUCCGACGCCCCCAGCUACAAGCACGUCGCGCAGUUCAAGGGCCAGAACUCCGAGACCUGGAACGUGGUCUUCUGGAACAAGUACGGCCCCGACGGCAAGAUGACCGGCUGGUACGGCAACUCCGCUCUCAGCCUCACCCUCGGCCCCGGCGAGACCAAGUACGUCGCCUUUGACGAGGACACCAACGGCGGCUUCGCGGCCGCUGCCGGCAGCAUCCCCACGGACUCGAACGGCGCCUAUGCCUCCACUUGGGGCGAGUUCGACUUCAGCAGCACUGGGAAUACCGGAUGGUCUGGCUUUGACGUCUCAGCUAUCGUGCCCCAGAAUGCUGGACUUAAGGUGCAGGGUAUGCAGAUCUGUGAUGCCCACGGCGGUACCUGCUCGACCAUCACCCCUGGCGCUGCCUCGGUUAGCAAUGCCUAUACCACUGCGGAGACUAAUGUCGGCGGUAUUGGCGGAAACAUCUCUGGUGGUGGUCCUAUUCGUCUGGCUGUUGUCGUUGACUACCAGGGUUAA
Aspergillus clavatus NRRL 1 is the source of this 777-nucleotide messenger RNA. RefSeq names its product putative allergen. Gene Ontology annotation, molecular function: IgE binding. Gene Ontology annotation, cellular component: extracellular region. The transcript has a single exon. The record is from RefSeq and is a predicted model, not a curated record. NCBI's taxonomy places the organism in Eukaryota, Fungi, Ascomycota, Eurotiomycetes, Eurotiales, Aspergillaceae. Bases 1 to 777 code for a protein of 258 amino acids.